ACCCACUAAAUAUUUUGUUCUCUUCUCUCUACCCUUAUAUAUCUCUUGCUUUUCUUUCUGGAAAAAAAAAAAAUAAGAGAGAGAAAAAUUACUAGAAAUUUAAUAUUGUGCUGCUAGCUAGCUAGCCCUGAUCGAUGUCAAGCAGCAACAAAGGCAAAGAUGUAGCAGAAGGAUCAUCAAGAUCAUCUUCUGCUUCUGUUGCUGGAGCUGGAGGUGGUAGCGGUAGCGGUAGCGGUGAUCUGCAUAAUCAUCAGCAACAACAGGCACCUCCACUUAGCCGCUAUGAGUCACAGAAGAGGCGCGACUGGAACACGUUUGGUCAGUACCUGAGGAACCAAAGGCCUCCAGUGGCACUUUCACAGUGCAACUCCAAUCAUGUGCUUGAUUUUCUGCGCUACUUAGAUCAGUUUGGAAAGACAAAGGUGCACUUACAAGGGUGUGUGUUUUUUGGUCAGCCUGAGCCUCCAGGGCCUUGCACUUGCCCACUCAGACAAGCAUGGGGUAGCCUUGAUGCACUCAUCGGUCGCCUUAGAGCUGCUUUCGAAGAAAAUGGUGGCUUGCCUGAGGCCAACCCAUUUGCAAGUGGUACUAUCCGAGUUUACUUGCGUGAUGUAAGGGACUCCCAAGCUAAGGCUCGUGGAAUUCCUUAUAAGAAGAAAAAGAAGAAGAGAAAUCCAAUAUUGAAGCCCAGCAACCAUGAUGAUAAUUCCAACUUUCCUAUGCAGUAGUCAUCUCUAUCUGGGUCGCUAAAUAAUUAAUUCCCAGGUCAUGAACUCUCCACCAUGUUUUGAAGCUCUACUGAACUGGAGAUUAUAACUUUAUUCAAGUCUUCCUUGGAUCAAGUCCUUUGAUGUUUUUAUAUAGCUCAAGCACUGUAUUUAUUGUUUGAAUGACAAUUAUAGCUAGCAAUGAAGUUGGUGAAGAAAAACUGAAUGAGCUGGGUAAGUUCCUAUCUUUUAUCCACGUUUUUUGUAGGUUAAUCGGUACAUUUUCAAUGUAGUAAACUUUAUACCAUGAACUAGCUAUCUCCCAAGUUUAUGUUUAUUGAUGCAUAUAUAUGCCAUCCUUUAAAUUAAGUUUUGCAUGAUUCUAGUAAAGACCACUAUGCUAAAGUUG
Messenger RNA from Quercus lobata, 1116 nucleotides. Its product is annotated as protein LIGHT-DEPENDENT SHORT HYPOCOTYLS 10-like. Gene Ontology annotation, biological process: mRNA transcription; response to light stimulus. The record is from RefSeq and is a predicted model, not a curated record. Lineage: Eukaryota; Viridiplantae; Streptophyta; Magnoliopsida; Fagales; Fagaceae. The transcript has 2 exons. Gene Ontology annotation, cellular component: nucleus. The coding region runs from base 135 to 728 and encodes 197 amino acids.